Astrephomene gubernaculifera is the source of this 4976-nucleotide messenger RNA. The record is from the annotation of a GenBank genome assembly. Lineage: Eukaryota; Viridiplantae; Chlorophyta; Chlorophyceae; Chlamydomonadales; Astrephomenaceae.
CCCGUUUGAGAAGCGUAGUCCCUAAAGAGGUUCGGAUUUCCAUUAAACCACAUGCAAGUAUUGCGGUAUUGCAGGCUUGUACUAAUGCCCAUCCGACAGCUUUGCACUCGCCUUCCUUAAGAACUUGGAGUGCUGUAUUCUUCUUAACACAGUUACCCAUGCUGCUCACUUUAUUAGGCUUUAGGUGGCACUUGGCCUUGGCAUCUGGCACAAAUCUAUGCGGGUCAUAACCCGUUGAUACAUAAGCUGCACCAAGACACUAAGAAAUAAGCUGAUACGAAGAGGACUCUACCUUUUGGCGCUGGGGUGGCCGCGAAAUGGGGAGGGACAAGUCGCGGUCGCCUUCGCGGAAGAAGGACAAGAAGGAGCACAAAGACAAGAAGGAUAAGAAAGAGAAACGCGACAAGCGGGACUACGAUCGUGACUACGAUCGCGGGCACCGAGAGCGUUCGCCUGCGGACCGCGAGGAGUAUCGUGACAGGCCCCGGGAUGACGGCGGUUACUCCGGUCGCGGGAAAUACGGAGCAGAAAGCCGUGACAGGUACCCUGACUACGACGGUUCGGAGUAUCGCGGUGGUCGUGGUGAUGGCCGCGGCGAUAGGGAUUACCGCGACCGUGACCGUGACCGUGACUGGGACGCGAAUCGCGAGCGGGAACGGGGCCGUGACCGCGAACGAGAGCGGGAACGCGAACGAGAGCGGGAUCGGGACCGGGACCGUGACAGGGAGCGCGAAAGGGAGAGAGAAAGAGAGCGGGAACGGGCGCGUGAACAGGAGCGGGGCGAGGAGAGACGCGGUCGUGAGGAGGCUGGCGGCACCAGCGAAGAGCCGCCCUCCAAACGCAGACGUGAAGGGGUGCCGGCGGAGGGGGAGCUGUCCGGCGACGUAGCUCUGGCGCUGGGAGUGACUGCGGAGGCAGUGGCAGCAGGAGCGGCCCCGGGCCUGACCGCAGAGGAGGCGGCCCAGCAGCGGAGGGACGCGGAGGCGGCGGCGCUGGAGGCCCAGGUGGAGCGGAGGCGGCGGGCGGUGGAGGAGUGGCGCAAGAAGCGGGUCGCGGAGCAGGGAGGGGCGGACCAGGCGCAGCAGCAGCAGCAGCCCGCUUCGGAGCAGCCCACGCAGGGUGAGGGGCAGGCGGCCGGCGGCGGUGAACCGGCGGAUGCGGAUGCAGCCCUGGGUCAGGCCGGAAGUGAGGGCGGGCCGGCUAGGAAGAAGGGCUGGACGCUGGAGGAUGAGGACGACGAGGAGGACGGCGGCGGGGGCGGGGAGGACGCGGAGAUGGCGGAUGCGGAUGCUGACGCGGAUGGGGCCCUGCAGCCGCCGUUACCAGCCAUCAAGCGAGAGCAGGACGACGACGAGGAGGAGGACCCCCUGGACGCCUUCAUGUCGGGCAUGGCAGCAGGCAGGCCGCAGCAGCAGCCAGCGAAGCCAACGCCGGGUAGGCCCACCGCAGGAGCAGCAGGCAGGUUCGGGGGCUUUGGCAAGAAGGGCCUAGUCAUAGCGACUCCCGGUAGCGCUGGGGCUGGAGCUGCACCCAGCACUUCAGCAGCCGCAGCGGUGAAGUGGGAGGCGGAGGCGGAGCCCUCUACCGGGUCGCAGUCAGCAGCAGCGGCGGGGACGGGUGCGGGAGCUGCGGAGGGGCAGGGGGCGGCAGCGGCGAAGCCCCGGCGGCGGUGGGCGCCAGUGACCGCAGGCCCGGCAGCAGGCGCCUCAGCAGCAGCCGGUGCGGGUGGCGGCGGUGGUGAGUCGGAGGAGGUGGACCCCCUGGACGCCUUCAUGGCUGCGGAGGUGCUGCCGGAGGUGCACAAGCUGGCGGCGCAGGAGGCGGAGCGAAGGGCGGCAGCGGGGGCACGAGAAGAGGUGUCACCGGCGCCGGGGGCGGGGGCUGCAGGGGACGUGGAGAUGGCUGCGGCAGAGGUCAAGCCCGAAGCCGAUUCGCAGCACCUGCCGGGUCCCAGCAGCCGACUGUCUCCGCCGCCUGUCGCGGGGCCCUCGGCGCGCUACAACGGCUCAGCGGCUGCUGCGGCUGCGGCUGCCCAGCGCGGCGGAUCCCAACAGCGCCGCAAGCCGCGAGCCGCCAUCUCCCGCCGCGCCUAUCAGAGCAGCGACGAGGACAGCAGUGAGGGCAGCGACGCGGAGGAGGAGGAGGAGGAGAAGGAGGUCGACGAUGCGGAGUGGGCCCGCAUGGUGACGAGCGGCAAGCUGUCCAAGGGCGAGAAGCUGGUGGCGGUGGACCACUCCGCCAUCUCCUACCUGCCCUUCCGCAAGAACUUCUACAUCGAGGUGUCGGAGCUCUCCAAGCUCAGCGAGGCGGAGCGGGCGGAGCUCCGCAAGGAGAUGGAUGGCAUCAAGGUGCGGGGCAAGAACAUCCCCGCGCCCAUCCGCGCCUGGACGCAGGCCGGGCUGUCAGGCCGGCUGCUCGAGGUGAUGCACAAGCGCGGCUUCGACCGGCCGCUGCCCAUCCAGGCGCAGGCGCUGCCCAUCAUAAUGUCGGGCCGCGACUGCAUCGGCAUUGCCAAGACGGGCAGCGGCAAGACGCUGGCGUUCGUGCUGCCCAUGAUGCGGCACAUCAAGGACCAGCCGCCGCUGCAGCAGGGUGACGGGCCGGUGGCACUGGUGAUUGCGCCCACUCGCGAGCUGGUGGCGCAGAUCGCCAAGGAGGCCAAGGCGUUCGGCAAGGCGAUGGGACUGAACGCGCUGGCGGUGUUUGGGGGCUCAGGUGUGGCCAACCAGAUCACGGAGCUCAAGCGCGGUGUGGAGAUCGUGGCCUGCACGCCCGGCCGCAUGAUUGACCUGCUGGUGACGUCCAACGGCAAGAUCACCAACCUGCGCCGCGUCACCUACCUGGUGCUGGACGAGGCGGACCGCAUGUUCGACAUGGGGUUCGAACCGCAGAUCAGCCGCAUUGUACAGAACAUCCGACCCGACCGGCAGACGGUCAUGUUCAGCGCGACCUUCCCGCGCCAGGUGGAGGUGCUAGCGCGCAAGAUCCUGUUAGACCCCGUGGAGAUCCAGGUGGGCGGCCGCAGUGUGGUGAACGAGAACAUCACGCAGUACGUGGAGAUACGGCCGGAGCGCGAGCGCUUCCACCGGCUGCUGGAGAUCCUGGGCGAGUGGUACGAGCGGGGCAAGCUGCUCAUCUUCGUGGACAAGCAGGAGAGCUGCGACAACCUGUUCAGGGACUUGCUGCGCUACGGCUACCCCUGCCUCAGCCUGCACGGCGGGAAGGACCAGAGCGACCGCGAGUCCACCAUCGCCGACUACAAGGGCGCUGUGUGCAACAUCCUGGUCGCCACCUCCAUUGCCGCACGCGGUCUGGACGUGAAGGACUUGGUGCUGGUGGUCAACUACGACGUGCCCAACCACCACGAGGACUACGUGCACAGGGUGGGCCGCACCGGCCGCGCGGGCGCCAAGGGCACCGCCAUCACCUUCAUCGGCCCGGAUGAGGAGCGCUACGCACCGGACCUGGUCAAGGCGCUGCGGGAGAGCGGGGCGGGGAUACCGCAGGACCUGCAGGCCCUCGCGGAUGCAUUCCACACCAAGCAUAAGGCUGGUCUGGUCAAGGCGCAUGGCAGCGGCUACGGCGGCAGCGGCUUCAAGUUUGACAGCAACGAGGAGGAGCGCUUCCGCGUAGACAAGAAGGCCAAGGCUAAAGCCAUGGGACUGGAGGUCGAGGGCGAGGAUGAGGCUGAGGAGGCCGCAUUGGAUGCAGCUGUCGCAGCGCUAGAAGCGGAUGAUAUCCGCCCAAUCUCGGCUGCCAAGGCCGCUGCCAACGCCGUUGUCGCAGCUAGCACGCCGCUGAACCCGGCGGACUCGGUCUCGGCGGUUGUGGCAGCGGCUCGGGAGAAGUUAGCGGAAGCAGCGAAAGCUGGCCUUAUACCCAUUCCCGCGGCCGCAGCUGCUCUUGGUGUGGCUGCUAGUGCUCUGCCUGCGCCGACUUCGGCCGCAUCAGCCCCACAGACCAAUGCGGCUGCUUCUGCCGCCAACCCCCUGCUUGCGGCAGCACAACAGGUGGCAGCGAAGCUGUCGGCGCAGGUGACAGCGGGCGUCCCAUUGUCAGCUUCGGGAGCUUUGCCACUCUCCACUGCUGGGGGCUUUGCAGCGCCCGUGGCCCCUGCUGCUGCUCCUGGUGCCACUGCCGGCGCCAUAUCGGCGGAUGCUCUUGCACGCGCUGCUGCCAUUGCCGCCAAGUUUGGUGGCACCAUUGCGCUGCCUGGCAGCGGCGGUGCUGGGGCUGCCGCGGGUAGGUCGGUCACGGCACCCAAUGCCACGGCUGGCUUUGAGGCGGAGCUGGAAAUUAACGACUUCCCCCAGCACGCGCGCUGGAAGAUCACCCAUCGUGAAACGAUGAACCAGAUUAACGAGCUCACAGGCGCAGCUCUGACAGUCCGUGGCACGUACGUGCCACCAGGCAGGGCCGUCCCGGAAGGUGAGCGUAAGCUUUUCCUCUUGAUCGAGGGCCCUACGGAGUCGCAUGUCAAGAAGGCAAAGGCAGAGAUUAAGAAGAUUAUUGAGGAGACCACAGAGAAGGUUAUGCGGAGAGAUGCCCCUGCUGCUGGCCGGUACAGCAUUAUGUAGAGAAACCGUGGUUGAAGGGACCAGGAAGAAAGGCUGUCUCUCAAUUCCAGGGCGGUCAGUAUAUACACGAGUAGAAGGAUCCAUCUGCUGGGGCCUAUGACUCACGUUUAAUGCGCUUUCCCUGGUUCUGAUCCGCUGGGGUGGUCCGAUUGGAACUCCUUUACUGGGGGCUACUGCUGUCCGGAAUGUGGUGUCACGGUUUGUUUAUUGGGUAUCCAGACUAGAUGGAGGGCAAGAUAUUUGUGUAAACCAUAUUGGCAUCCUAGCAAGGGUGUGGGGACAAUCAACCGAGGUAACAUUGCCAGCAGCGCAGCUAGGCACAGAGAGCUAAACUUCAUGCGUGUACAUUGGCCUCCUAAAAGGGCCACUGAUGAAGCGAACGUGUAAUGAAUUCCCAGA